GCUUCACGUCACCCACAGCAAGUCGGCUGAAAUAUUUUUAAUAACCAUUUGAAAAUAAUAAUUAAUCGAUUUUUUUCAUUUUAGACUAAAUUGUUUAGUAACGUUCACAUUAUAAUGGAUUAUAUUGCUUCUGAAAAAGGAGACACUACAGAGAAUCGGGAUCCAAACUCUUUGGUAUCAAACGGUAAUUCCAAGCCGGUAAUAGAUGAAAAGUCGAGUGAGAAUGAUGAUAAACCGCACAUCGAAGCCCCCACGGAGAACGCUGCGUGCACAUCGGAAAAGACAGACAUUUCAGAAAUUCCUGAGCAAGUCGAAUUUACAGUUGUAUUUAAUAAGAAUAAACAUGACAUCACAUUUGCUUACGAUGCCUCUGUAGUAGAACUGAAAGCGCAUUUAGAACGAAUAUGUGCAGUGCCACAGUCAGCACAGAAACUCAUCAUUAAAGGAAUGGCCAGGGACAGCGGGACAAUCAGACAAGCUGGGAUCGUCAAAGGCGGAAAAGUAAUGCUUGUUGGAUCCAAAAUGGAUGAUAUAUUGGCUGUGAAGAGUGCACCAAAGGAAAUAUUUGAAGAGAAGUCUAGCAGUCAAUCCAGCAAAGAGCCAUUGUGUAUGCAGAAGAACCAUAGAAAAGUUUUAGAUAAGGGUAUUCCACCAGAUGUAAUGCCUGGAAUAAAGGGAGUCAAGGAACCUUUACCACCUGUGCCACUCAGUGGGAUGUUGAAUAAACAUGGAGGCAAAGUUAGACUAACAUUCAAACCAGAGCAGGAUCAGCUUUGGCUCGGAACCAAGGAGCGCACAGAGAAACUUGCUAUGACAUCUAUCAAAAGUAUCACUUCUGAACCAAUUAAGGAUCACGAGGAAUAUCAUAUUAUGGGUUUGCAGCUAGGACCGACUGAAGCGUCCAGGUACUGGGUAUACUGGGUUCCCGCACAAUACAUAGAGGCCAUAAAAGAUGCCGUACUCGGGGUGUGGCAGUUCUUCUAAAUAACAGCAGUCAACCUUUUUAAAGUUUGCUCUAUCUACCGUUGUAACACAUGGGUAGCUGCAAUACAUUUUAAAUUAUGUAACUAUCUAAACUGUUUUGAAACUCAAAAUAACUGGAAUUUUUCAAGUACAAUAUAUUAUUACAUUUCGUAAUUUGAGGUUCUAUAUUUUGAUAUAUUUUAACAUUUCAAAUGUGGAACAUUAAAGAGGCAGACUGUUUGUAAUUAUUUGUGAUAUAAUCAUGCCAUGUCAAUUACAUUUUAUGUCCAUUGAUGUCCUGGCAUUUAUCUGGUCAACUAAGAUUAUAUUUUUUGCUAUUGUGGAUUAUAUUGGCACUUGGGUAGUGGGCUGUAUGGUGUAAACAGGUGGUACCCCGCUUUAUUACGAGCUUAAUACAUCCCUCGUGUUUUAACCUGAUCUCUAUUUGAAAUUUAUAAUAUUCAAGUGGAGGAUUGGCCAGAAUGGUGCAUUUUGACUGAAAAUUUUAUAUACUAUUCUAAAUUAUUAUUAAUUUUACAAAAUUAUGUCGAUCUUCCCGCCAAUCCUUCACAUUCAUUAGAAUUAGAUAUAUAAAUUGUUUCAAACUAC
This is a messenger RNA of Aricia agestis (brown argus), 1572 nucleotides long. Its product is annotated as ubiquitin domain-containing protein UBFD1-like. Gene Ontology annotation, molecular function: cadherin binding; RNA binding. Lineage: Eukaryota; Metazoa; Arthropoda; Insecta; Lepidoptera; Lycaenidae. Bases 115 to 984 code for a protein of 289 amino acids. The transcript has 6 exons. The record is from RefSeq and is a predicted model, not a curated record.